This is a messenger RNA of Linum trigynum, 683 nucleotides long. The record is from the annotation of a GenBank genome assembly. Lineage: Eukaryota; Viridiplantae; Streptophyta; Magnoliopsida; Malpighiales; Linaceae.
CCACAGCUCCCUCAAUCCAUCCGUACAAAUCUCAAAUCUUUUUCUUUUGAUCACUCUUCCUUUCUUCUUCGUCUUCUGCUGUGAAUCCAUCAAGAUGAGAAUUUCAUGGAGCAACAGCAGAAGAAGGCACAACCACCACCAAACUUACUACCAACAUCACCCGCAUCACCUCCCGCCGCCGCCGCCUCAAUACUUCCCCUCCGCGGAACCACCUCCCCCUCUGCCGCCGCAUCAAGGCUACUACUCCACCUCUUCUGCAGGGAGCACAACCACCAUAGUGGCAGAUUCCGCGGCCACUCCACAAUCCUCUUACGCGCCAUCGCCGGCUCCCCCUCCUCAUCUACCGCCAGUGCCGCCGAUAAAGUCCUACUACACCUCAAACCCUUACAAUUCCUGCGGCUAUUCGGAUCACAUGGUGGGUAGGUACAAUUACCAGCCCUACUAUUAUGGCAAUUCAACCGGAGGAUGGUUGUCUCCGCAGCAGCCUCAUGCGGUGAGACCUAACGUGGAUCCUUCGCACCGGAUUCAGCCGGUGCCUUAUGUUGAGCAUCAGAAUGCUAAGAAGGUUAGGAAUGAGGUUAAUGUGCAUAAGGGGACUUUGAGGCUUGAAUUGGAUGAGCAGAUGAUAGAACCCGGGAAUUUGGGUUCUAUCUAGGGAUUGAGAAUAGAAGGGAACAACUAGG